GAUGAGGACGAGGUGGAUCAAGGCACGAUGGUUCGAGCGAGAACCGGCGACUCCGGAACGAUCCGAGCUGUAGGGUCUCUGUCGGAUUCGCUCAGCGGGACGGCCCGAACUAUGAUCUCUCAUCACGACGAAGACACCAUGCAGUCACAGCUCGGCACCAUGGUCAUCAACUCUGACGAUGAGGACGAUGAAGAGGCCGGCACCAUGAAGAGGAGAAACGAGACGAUGCAGCCGUCCAAGCCGUCCUUCCUCGAGUACUUUGAGCAGAAAGAGAAGGAGGCCAACAGUCACAACGAGGGAGGAGGAAGAGGAGAAAACAACGCAGACAACCGCAAGCUGCCCGCUGACGGAGACUUUGAAGUGGUGAACUCGUGGACGGUGGAGGAGCUGCGGCUGCGUCUGGCCUCUCUGGACCCUCAGAUGGAGCAGGAGAUCGAGGAGAUCAGGCAGCGAUAUCAGACCAAGAGGCAGCCGAUCCUGGACGCCAUCGAGGCCAAGAAACGGCGGCAGCAGAACUUCUGAGGAGGAGGAAGAGUCGGAGGUUUCAUCUCGUUAUUCUCUGCGGCAGAUUUAACAAACGACAGCUGAGGAUCGUUCAAAAUAUCUGCUCAAGAGACGUCGAGAUGUGUAAAACUGUGCGAAGACUUCUGAUGAUCGAACUGCUGGAGAAGAACUUCCAAAGAGCUUUUGGACAGGAUAUUAAUGACAAUAUUUCUGCCUGUUUGGAGUCUUCAAAAACUUUUUCCUGGAUGAACGAUUUCAGGAAAGACGCUUCUGAAACGUAUAUUUGGUCUCCCAUCCGCUGGACUCUCUCUGUUUGUUACACAGCUGUCUUAAACCACAGUGAUGAUUGUUCAAAUCUCUUUAACCGCGCGGUACAAUAUCAUUUAAACGGCUGGCUGCUCGACUAAGGUACUCGUCUUUACGUCCGCAAAUGUCUCUUCUCAGUGUUGCUGCUCAGUGUUCUCACUUUAGACUGUGAAGGUCUAGAGAAGCGUCUUUCCCUCGACUUAAAAGAGUUAAAAAUACAAAAGAAAAAGCGGAAAAUACCAACUAGUGUUGAUGCAGGAAGAGACCCAGUGCUUUGGAUCAGUCGCAUUGAUUAAGUUAAACCCUUAAAUCUAAUUACAAAAGCACCUUUUCUUAAGUUCAGCGUUGAUUACUCGUCACGUUAUAGUUCUAAAAAAUUCCAGCACAAGAUUAAAAGAUCAAUAAACCAUUUAUUAAAUAUUAAAAGCAAAGUGUUAUGUUAUUGUAAGAUGCCGCUCUAAUCUUAACUUAAAUAACUGGAUCAUUCACUUAGCUAAUGGUCUCUCUCUAAAGGCAAUAUUUUGGAAACACCUGAACGUUUUGAUAUUUUGGAGUUCAGAUUUUCUUCCGCAUUAAUAUUUGAAGGGUCUUUAAUCCCCUCCAGUGUCCUCAGUGUUUGAUUUGAGUUUCCUCCCCGUGUCCAUCAUCUCUUUCCCCGCAGUAAGCUCAAAACAAAGAGCUGGACUGGGAUCAACAAAGCUUUUAUUCCCAGGAUUUAUUAUUUCUGAUUUGGCACUGAAACGACAUCGAAAAAAUAAAAAGGCAGCUCCUCUUUGGACGCUCUGUUUUCUACACGCAGCACAGAAACAUUUCUAUUUUUCUACGUAGGUUUAGUGGUUACAGAAGAGCAGGAGGUUGGUUUGAUUUAAACAGAUUUAAAAACCAGCUUCUCAGGUCAGAAACUCCUCAGGGUGUAAAAUAAUAGUCUGUUUAUAAAUGAGCACAACAGCUGUAUCUGUAAGGUUUAAAUCGAUGAGUUAAAGGGUUAAAUGACAGAAACUUGACGCCUUUUAUUAAGUUAUAUUUAAACAAUAAGCAUGUCGGAUGUUUUCUGGGGAUAAACUCUCAGCUUGAGGUUCAGUUUCGUUCGUGUGCACGGUUUCUCUCAUGAGCACAAGUCUUGUUCUCUUCUGCGUUACAAAACAAAAGGGAUUUUUCUGUCUGCCUUAUUUCGUUUUCGUCUGACACAUGGCGUUCCUUUGAAUAUAUGUUAAGGUUUAGGCUCGGCAGGGAAACACAGUUUAAUAUUCACCUUUGAUAAAUCCUGUCGUGAGUUCAGGUAAAGCAGCAAAAGAGUGAAAAGGCAAAAACAAAAGGGAUUUGUUUUUAUUGUUUGGAUGUUCUGCUGUUUUGUUUCUGACAGUGAUCUGAUAUGUGAGGAUUUUAUACGACGGCAUGUUGGAGCCAUUGGAGGUCAAAAUAAAUGAAUAGAAAAGGAAAUAGAGAAGGGGGUUAGUUCUAGUGAAAAAUACGAGUUUUUAAGUCAAAAUGUGUGAAUUUACGAGCUUAAAAAUGUAGAAACUUGCAAGAAAAAGUGAAAAAAUAUAUAUUUUUCUCAUAAAUCGUGAGUUUCGUAAUCAACCCUCAGUAAUUUGUUUCUUGAAAUAUGAUCACCUUCCAGGGGCUCUGUAUAUUUAUUUUUGAACCUACAAUGGCCCUAAUUAUAGAUUUCCUUUGGUUAAAAUAAAAGCAUUGAUUGUUAUAAUAUGAUGUCUGAUGUUUGGUGCUGAUCGUGAAAUCUGGCAUCAGAAAUCAAGUCGUUAUCACUGGAUAUGAAAAUGUUCUGAUGUUUUUGGACAUUUCUAAAUGCUUCUUUGGCUUUAAGUGAUUCUCUUAACUUUUGUUAUUAAAUACAAACAAACCACUGAGAGGUACGUGUUCAAAGAAUCAUCGCCAGUUUGUGAAAAUGAUCUGAAUUACGGUAACAUUGUGUCAGGUUUAUUACGUAUAAUCACUUAUAGGCUUUAAUUUAUUUAAUAAGUGAAUCAGUGAAAUGUCUAAAUCCUGCUGAAACAUAUCAAGUGUUUAUUUAUUCAUUUUCUUAGUUGCCAAGAUAUCACUGUCUUUUUGAUUUUCAUUCUCAGCUGUUUCUAUAUUCUAUCUUUGGUCCACUAACUCUCAGUGAUAGGACAUAGGAGUUCAAACAGUGUGAGUAUAAAGUGUUUAAAUGCAAGGCAUCAUUGGUGUCCAUAUAAAAUAACCCCAACAGAUAGACUAUAAGAACAAGGAGAAGUGGAGCAAAAAAGUUUCAAACACCGGUUUCUCUGCCUCCUCUUUGUGCAACAUUUCUAUUUUCUCCGAUGUUUCGAUGCAAGAUGCACUUCUUGUUUGACGCCUGAAAAGUUUCUGAAGUUUAUUUUACGCCUUAAAGUUUGCCGAGAGGUCGUUCAUACAAUCACUGAUGUUUGGUUUGUGUAUUUUGUUUGCCUGUCUAAUAAAAGCUAAGGAACGUUUCA
Molecule: messenger RNA, 3266 nt
Organism: Gymnodraco acuticeps
Lineage: Eukaryota; Metazoa; Chordata; Actinopteri; Perciformes; Bathydraconidae
Product: serine/threonine-protein kinase 3/4-like
Biological process (GO): intracellular signal transduction; regulation of MAPK cascade; protein phosphorylation
Cellular component (GO): cytoplasm
Molecular function (GO): protein serine/threonine kinase activity; ATP binding
Source: RefSeq, a predicted model, not a curated record